Molecule: messenger RNA, 3990 nt
Organism: Vollenhovia emeryi
Lineage: Eukaryota; Metazoa; Arthropoda; Insecta; Hymenoptera; Formicidae
Product: TBC1 domain family member 25
Exons: 10
Coding region: 367-3096 (909 amino acids)
Biological process (GO): activation of GTPase activity; regulation of autophagosome maturation
Cellular component (GO): autophagosome
Molecular function (GO): GTPase activator activity
Source: RefSeq, a predicted model, not a curated record
ACCACGUUGAAAAAAAAAGAAAAACAUACCGAUCGUUGACGUCGACGUCGAGACUCGCCAGUCCCGAUCGUCCCUGAACACCCGCUCGCGCGCUCUUGCCAGACACACAUGACCGUCCCGAUCGUGUAAUUACGCGAGUUAGAAAGCGAGCCAUGUCUCGUUGCGACAAGAAGUACUUUCUCGGAGCGCACAUCGUUAUCAAUUCUUUUAGUUCAUUCUGUUUCACUGAUGUAGUCAUCAAAUAUAUGGACAACUGAACACUUAAAAUUGAUGACAUGAAUUGCUAUCAAAGCACAAGGGACUGGCAAUAUGCAAAGAUCAUGAUAGUUGAAAAUUCAUCCUGAAAUAUUAUUUGAAAAAGGACCAAUGCAAAACAGCGGCAAUAUGUUUGGUUGUCCUAGAGAAGCUGUACGCGUCAAAGUUAAGAAGUGCGAAACGAGACAUCAACCUGAAUACCGCAAAUUUAGUGUGGAUCCCCAAAUAACAUCGAUAGAAGUGCUGCAAAGCAUACUCGUAAAGGCUUUCGACAUAAAGGGGGAAUUCACUGUCUCGUAUCGUGCGAUCGAUGACUAUGGGUCGGAAACGUAUCUCUUUCUCCUCUCGGACUGGGAUUUGGACGCCGCAUUUAUCAGUGCGUCGGAACCGUAUCUCUAUCUGCAAGUAAACCUGAAACCUUUCGGCGAAACUGGAGACUGCGAGUGCUACUGGGAGCAAAAUGCGCAGGAAGUUUCGACACGUCAGCAGGAGACCGGGUUUCCUUACAGGACACCCAAGUUGCCCGGUCUCAUAAUGAAUAAAUUAACAGGUGUAUCCAAUCUCGCGUUUAAUCUUUCGUCACAGAUGGAAAGAACGCUGAAUAUGGUGCAACGUGCAUUGGGCAACUUGGGCGAGGAGUCGUCUCAUCAGCAGAGUGUACAGCCUCCGAGACCGCCUCUGACGGACGCGGAGUUUCGUCGAUUUCUAGAUCCGAUCGGCCAGGUGGUGCACUCGAAGGAAUUGAGGGCGGUUAUUUACUUCGGUGGGAUCGAGCCUAGCUUGCGCAAGGUAGUCUGGAAACAUAUCUUGAACGUGUAUCCGGAGGGUAUGUCGGGUCGCGAGCGGAUGGACUACAUGAAGAGGAAGGCGCAGGAAUACCAGAAUCUACGCGAACGGUGGCGAGUGCUGGUGCAAAAGGGACAGAACGUCGGCGAUCUCGGCUACGUCACCAGUAUGGUGAGGAAGGACGUCCUCAGAACGGACAGGCAUUACAAGUUUUACGGUGGUUCGGACGACAAUCAAAAUAUAGCGAGUCUCUUCAACAUUUUGACGACGUAUGCCUUAAAUCACCCGAGUGUAAGUUACUGCCAGGGCAUGAGCGACUUGGCCUCACCCCUUCUUGUCACGAUGCGAGACGAAGCACAGGCCUACAUCUGCCUCUGCGCCCUCAUGAGAAGAUUGAAGGACAACUUUAUGCUUGACGGCAUCGCCAUGACCACUAAAUUCGCUCAUCUCGCAGAAGGUCUUCAACACUAUGACCCCGACUUCUAUUCGUACUUGAAGUCCCACCAAGCGGACGAUCUGCUCUUUUGCUAUCGUUGGCUGUUGCUGGAAAUGAAACGUGAGUUUGCGUUGGACGAUGCGCUUAGAAUGCUCGAAGUUCUGUGGGCGGCUCUACCAGCGUCACCACCGAACGGCGAACUGAGUCUUGCCGAGGUGCCUUUUCCGCCAGCGUCGCCACCACCGAGUCCGAACGUGAAGCAUAUCCGCGAGAACGCGUACACCAAGGUCUGUGCUAUUAGACGACAAAGUUCCUCAGCCAGUAUUGCCGCCAGCGUGAGGCGGAAAGCCUUCAGCACCGAGGAAUCAACUCUGCAAACGUCUACCGAGGUUAACGGAGAAACGAAAAGAUCCAGCUCGCCGUACGAAGCGUUUUCCGAUUCAGAAAACGAUCUGACCAGCACAAAAAACAAAAGGAAUAACGAGUCGACAGAAAAGUGCCUAAGUACAGAUUCUCUUCCUGUUAAAUCGAAACACUCGAAUCUUCUGGAAUUGAAAGAGAAGCUGUCCGCCCCUAACAAAGAACAGACUAAGAACAAUGAACAGAGCGACAACUCUGGCGAAAAGAAAUGUGCGCGAGUGGUGAAGAAUUUGAAUGAAUUCUUGAAUUUUACUAGUCUCAAUCGUAGUAAAGUGAUGCCGAGCGAUGCCGAACCUGAACUCAGACGUGUCUCGAGCGAAAGCGGCGUCAUCAGAGUGUUGAGGGAUGAGCCGAGCUCGCCGGACGAUCCUACGGAUUUCUUUCCGAUGACCACAUCAAUGACCAGAGAGUUAAGACUGGAACUGGAGUCGCUGGAUCGACAAGUGUUCGGACCUUCUCCGCCUAGCGAGCUGCAAUGCGACUGCGUGCUAUCGAAGAGAGAAAGUGACCUACCGGAGAGCGAGACGGAGACGGAAUUGGCGAGAUGCAGUCCGGCGGCGGACGUGUUCGUGUGGGAGAACCCUUUACAUACGUUACAGCAAAAGCAACAUCCCACGACUCCGGACGAGCAGGCGGAAUUGGAGUACGACGGGGAAAUUUUGGAGGAUCAGAACGGUGUAAAAUCUGUCACGCCAAUCAGAUUGCUGAAACGCACCACUAGAUCGGAGUCGGCAUCAGAUAGCGAAGGGACCGAGAGUUGGCAUCAGAAUCCACCUGAAUCAGAAAGUCCAAUGAAGCAGCAGCAGCAACAACAGCAGCAACAGCAACAAUCAUCCGUGCAAGAGCAAUGCGAGGAAGCGACGGAGCUGACCAAUCUCAUUCCCGCGGGAACGAGCGAGGAUCAACUGGGAGAAAGCUCGUUGCCGCCACCGAACGAAUUCGGCGGCGGCAAUCCCUUUCUAAUGUUCCUGUGCAUCACCCUUCUGCUGCAACAUCGGGACUUCGUUAUGCGCAAUCAAAUGGACUACAACGAGAUGGCGAUGCAUUUCGACAAGAUGGUUCGCCGACACAAUGUGAUCCGUGUGCUUAAUCAGGCGCGGCAACUGUUCGCCGGCUAUCUCAGAAGACAUUCCGUCGCCACGUCCUCCUCGUUGGCCGGCACGACUUCCGCCAGCAAGACGGACUGCGUGAACGUGUAACUCUCUCCCGGUUAACUUAAAAAAAAAAUACAUCGAGUCAUCAGGCGAAAUGAGGCGAAUUUCAGAAUUUUAUUUCAAAUAAACAGGAUUUAAACGGCACAUAUCACGGAAAUUAUGUCGCCGACUAAGAUUCGGAAGGCUUAAGAAGAUUUAAGGUAAUUCUGUCACGGUGCUCUUCCCUUCGCAACGUUCGUGGGACAUUUACGAUACUCGCCGUGGAUUUCCCGCAGUCGUAUCACGCGAGCAGUGUCUCUGAUUAACCAUUCUUUCGUUUUUUUUCCUUUCCAAUUCAUACAGAUAAGGUACUUUUCAAACUAUCGAAUAAAGGUCAUCCGCUGUAAGCAUUGAAAAUACUCAAAAGUCUAAACGCGACAACGAAUAAAUGACCAAUGUGUAACGCGAGAGCAAUAAAACGCAAAACACGUACUUACAAUUGCGUGGAAAUUAUAUAAAACUUCUUUUCUUCGUAAGUAACAAUUUUUCCAGAUACGUCGAAUGUAGAAGAAACAAAGACGGUUGAUCAGAGGCAACAGCGCUUAGGCCCGUACUUAUUAGCAUUUAGAAUCGAAUGGAUUUGAUCGGGAGAGCUCGGGGUACAACGAUCGGAAACGCUUGAGUUUAUCCGCGAAUGGCGCGCGUACGCCCAUUCGCUCAUGCACGUUAUCAUUCCAUCGCGACAUAAUACACCUUAUCAUCCAUACGCAUCGACGAACCUUCUCUCGCUAUACCUCGAAGUAGAAUUAAGUCCCUAGCCUAACGCAUCCGGGCGACGAUCGCGUCACUUUCGAAUGCGUUGAAUUUGUAACAUACACAACUAUCCUAGCAGCUUACUUUGUUCUCAAACGGUAUGCUUGAGAAACGACAAUAAAGUGCAUUUAAUUUUUUCGCUGACAA